Molecule: messenger RNA, 6945 nt
Organism: Syngnathus typhle (broad-nosed pipefish)
Lineage: Eukaryota; Metazoa; Chordata; Actinopteri; Syngnathiformes; Syngnathidae
Gene: ppm1aa
Product: protein phosphatase, Mg2+/Mn2+ dependent, 1Aa
Exons: 6
Coding region: 420-1574 (384 amino acids)
Biological process (GO): protein dephosphorylation; positive regulation of canonical NF-kappaB signal transduction; negative regulation of canonical NF-kappaB signal transduction
Cellular component (GO): nucleus; cytosol
Molecular function (GO): protein serine/threonine phosphatase activity; manganese ion binding; magnesium ion binding
Source: RefSeq, a predicted model, not a curated record
CCGGGUCUUCUCCGAGUGUUGUACUCACCAACAGCUAACGGUAGCUAGCAAGCUGUCAAGCUGUCAAGUGGAGAGGCUGGGGCAGACGUUUCAGCUUCCCCCUGGCUUGGCUUCACAAAUCCAAACAAAAACGCUAAUAUAUCCUCGUGAUCGCCUGCUGAGAGAAUGUAACGCAUCAAGGUCGUACCCAUAGAGAAACCUCCGCUCUAGCGCCAUUUCUAUGCAUUGGGUCUUGUGUGACGAUUGCUCUUUGCUAGUCGGCUAACCAACCCGAAGCCUGAGCCCAGCCAGUGACCACUUUCGUCGCUGGAAGUGAGAUUUCCCAUCAUUUGCGACCGGUAGCUGCGAGUUUUGGUCACUGCCUCGGCAUCUGUUGCUGUCAACCACUAUUUUAGACAUUCGGUUUCAAGAGGGACACAAUGGGGGCGUUUCUGGACAAACCAAAGAUGGAAAAAUACAAUUCCCAUGGUGAGGGUAACAGCCUGCGCUUUGGGCUCAGUAGUAUGCAGGGCUGGCGAGUAGAGAUGGAAGACGCACACACGGCAGUAAUAGGCUUGCCUCAUGGUCUCGACCCCUGGUCGUUUUUUGCUGUAUAUGAUGGCCACGCCGGCUCUCAGGUAGCCAAGUACUGCUGCGAGCACCUGUUGGAACAUAUCACCAGCAACUCAGACUUCCAGAGUGCUCUGCAAGAGGAUGGCUCAGUGGAAAGCGUGAAGAACGGCAUCCGCACAGGUUUCUUGGAGAUCGAUGAUCACAUGCGAAGUAUCUCGGAGAAAAAGCACGGCGUAGACCGCAGCGGCUCCACCGCGGUGGCCGUGAUGAUAUCACCGAGCCACGUCUACUUUAUUAACUGUGGCGAUUCGCGGGGACUCCUGAGCCGUGGGGGCGCCGUGCACUUCUUCACGCAGGAUCACAAACCCAGCAACCCUCUGGAGAAGGAGAGGAUCCUGAACGCCGGUGGCUCGGUCAUGAUACAGCGAGUUAACGGCUCCCUGGCCGUGUCGCGGGCCCUCGGAGAUUUCGACUACAAGUGUGUGCAUGGGAAAGGCCCCACAGAGCAGCUAGUCUCUCCCGAGCCUGAAGUUUAUGCAAUCGAGAGAUGCGAAGGAGAUGAUGAAUUUAUUAUUCUCGCUUGUGAUGGCAUCUGGGAUGUCAUGGCCAAUGAAGAACUCUGCGACUUUGUCCGGUCAAGGCUAGAAGUCACGGAUGAUCUUGAAAGAGUCAGCAAUGAAAUUGUUGACACUUGCCUGUACAAGGGGAGUCGGGACAAUAUGAGUGCUGUUUUAAUCUGUUUUCCUGGAGCUCCAAAAGUUUCUCCAGAAGCAGUUAAACGAGAGGCUGAGUUGGACAAGUAUCUGGAGUCAAGAGUAGAAGACAUCCUCAAAAAGCAGGGAGAGGAAGGCAUACCAGACCUGGUCCAUGUUAUGAGGACGUUAGCGUCAGAGAGCAUCCCCAACCUCCCUCCCGGAGGAGAGCUUGCAAGCAAACGAAGUGUUAUUGAAGCGGUAUACAACAAACUCAACCCCUACCGAAGCGAUGACACAGACUCUGCGUCCACAGAUGACAUGUGGUAACACAGCGUGGCACCACUAACACAACACAGCAUAGCGUUUACAAACCACCAUCCUCUCAAGACCCACAGCAGCUCAGCUCAGCCCAGCUCAGCAGUCUCUCCUGCCGUCACUCUGAGCUUUUGGUUUCUAAGAAGGGAAUUUCAUGGGAGGAAGAGGAAGAGGAAGAGGAAUUGCAUGCACACAAACGUGGAGAUAGUGCAGCGCCAGUCCACUCUGGAGUUCAGGAUCCCCCACCCAGCAUCUUUGCCCCCCCCCCCCCCCAACCCCCUUUUGUGUUCACCCAUCCUAAUCUUCCCUCUAAAAUCAAACAUAACAAAUGAGUCCACACAGCUUUUUUUUUUUUCCGAUUCAAUAAUCAGCUUAUGUAGUAGGGUUUUUUUUUUCUGUUGUCGUUGCUGUAAUUAAUUUGAUUCACAUUUCCUUGUGUGCGUUUGUAUAUUUCUGUUUUUGUGAAGUGCAAUUGUCCUGUACAAACAGCCUGUAUUUAAUGCAGCUUGAUUAAGUUUAAAAAAAAAAAAAAAAUUUAAUGAAAUGAAAAAGAGAACCUUUUUAUGCACUAUCUGCCUUUUCCUGCUCUUCUGGAAUUUUAACCCAUUUCUACAUAGUGUUGAUUACUGCUUGUCCUCCAGACACGAUGCCUCCACGCUUUUAAUUUUCCUCGCUCCUCAGUUAGUCUAUGCUCCUUUAAGAAACGGGUAAAUUGUAUAGUUGACAGCACAGUAAGCUCUAUAUCAAAACCAUUUACACCCUAAGUAUCCCCACCCUGUGUGCUUUUGAGAAAGAAAGGAGAAAAAAAAAACCUUGUAUUUUAUUUUUGUAUGUGUUUUUCUGUACAGGCUCCAAUAAUAACAGCAAUGUGUCAUUUUAAAACAAAAGCCACCUUGUCUGACUCGAUAUUUGCAACCGGGUGCUUGUGUGUGUACCUGCAAACGUAUCCUUGUAAUUGCCACCCGCUUCACACACACAGAGACACACACACACACCGGGCUGCUUUUUUUUUGGGGGGGUGGGGACUUACCAAGCUACAGUCUGCCCUUUCCAUAUCACAUUCAUAUUCACAGAGUGUGCAUGCUCUUGUUGAACAAUUGACAUUUAUAUAGCCAAGUUUUAUUGCAGUCCCAAGGACAAAGUGGGUCUGUUUUGUAGUUGUCUUUCAUAAGUCUUACAGUGGUUUGAUUUUAGUUUUUUUUCCCCCCACAUUUCUCACCAUGUUUUUUUCAGCCUUGUGUGUGUGUGCGCGUGUGCGCGCAAUCCUGCGUGCAAGCUAUUCUUUCUAUAUUUUGUGUGGCACAACCUUUGACAUUGCAACCUUUUAAAUUGUGGACGUUUUUCCUUGUGUGGAAAAUUUGACUGGUCCACACAAUUUGGGGGGGGGGGGUCUUGGACGAACUCAGCCGUGUUUUGUCCCUCUAACAAUGAUAUGGUAUUUUAAAGAUAUUCUAAUUGGACUGACACUUGAGCACUUACUAUUUUACCAUGUGACCACAUAGGAUCAACUGUUGACUAAAUACUUUAAAAGCUGUCUUUUUUUUUUUUUUCUUCUUCUUAUUUGUGGGGGAGGAGGGCAUUCAUACCAAGAACAAAUCCGCGGAUUGUAAAGUGUCGUCCUGGUUGUGUACAGCACCAUUUUUUGUUUCCUUGGGGGUUUUGCUGUGUGCCCAAACCGACACGAGCCAGACAGGCUGCACAGUCCAGUUUGCUGCUAGCACCAAUGAUUUGUGUGUGUGUGUGUGUGUGUGUGUGUUCACUUCAUGUAAACCCCCCAAAACCUCCUCCCCAACCCUCCCUUCUUCGUCAUUGACGAUAUCUGUUUCUACUCACAAGGCAGAUACAUUUCUUCAAGAGGAAAGGUUUUUCUUUCUCCAUUUUCUGCUAUUAUAUGGUCUAAAAUUGCAUUGUGGAAAUUAAUGUAUGUAUAUAUUUUUGACUUUUAACAUCCAAGUAAUAAAUAAGUUGUUUGAGUUAGAUUUUCUUUUUUUUUCACCAUGGACAAAAUGGAAUUCUGUUUUGACUUGGGCGUCCUUUAGGUUUGUUUGUAAAGCUACUAUUGACAUCUUUGCUUUCGUAAGUUCAGUUUUCUCUCAGUUACAAUAUAAUAAUAGUAAGAUCCUUAAAAAAAAAAAAGAAUCUAUAUUUUUUUUAAAUGACAAUCCUAACUUUAGCUUGCUUGCCGACUCGGCUCCUUCCUGAGGCACUUUCUAACCUGCUGUGGUGGCUAAAUGUCCAAAAUGCCCCUGACGUGUUAAAGUUGAUUGAAAUCUCACCUUACUUUUUUUUAACCACUGGUGGUGCUGUAGAGUCUAUAUUGAAGCAGCUACGUAGCUUAGCAUUGUGUGCAUAAAUGUAAACUAACACACAGGGUACAAUUUAAAGGUGCCACAACAAAAACUAAUGCAAGCUAGUGUGGUUGUUAAAAAGUAUCAUGAACUAUGUCCUGUGAUUGGCCUUCAAGAUAAAAGAUGAUGAUGAUGAUGACAAUUGUUGCAUGUAAGCAACAUGGUUGAAAGGUUGUGAAUAAUCCUGAUUAAGUGGUGGCUCAGUAAAGUAUGAAUGUCCUAUACUGUGUCUCCAUGUGUGCGGGCGUGUGGGCAAAUAACGCACAGUUUAAAAAAAAUAAAAAAUAAAUAAGAGAAAAAGAAUAAAACAGACUUACAAUCUUGACUUUGGGUGUUUGAAUACAGCAUUUUAAUAUUUACACAAGAAAUGAAACUGCUGGUCGAUAUUUAACUGAGAAAGGGUCACAAGACGUUUGUGUUGUUACUAUUGUUUUUUUCCUCUUGCUCUCUCUCUUUUUUUUUUUUUUUUUUUUUUUUAUAAACACCCAAAAAAAUGCACUUGAUAGUGCUGUUCUGCUCCAGCAAUGAGAAGCAUUUCAGCUUUGCUGAUUGUAAUGAAUGAAUCACAGUGACAGUGUUCAGUAUCGCUCAUGUUGGAAUUUAAAGAGACUCGACCUUGAUACCUAUUUUAUACGGCUUUUUCAUUUUAUUUAACGUCAAGUUUCCAUCACAUGGUUUUCACCCCCAAAGUCCCAUCAAAAUAAAAAAAAAAUUCACUACGAAACUAAAAAUACCCAAUUUACAUAUAUUCACCUUUUUUGUUGUAUCCUCUACUUGCACAAACCAUUUGAUGUGUGUAGGCUGUGUAAGUUCUUUUUUUAUCUGAAAAGUUAUCUAAAAAUUAUUUAAAAAAAGAAUGACUACUAACCCUGUUAAAACAAGACAUGACAUUUUUAAGAACUCCAAUGAUGUUGUGAAGUUGAAGCCUCUUUAUGUGAUGUUUAUCUCCAACUGUGCGAUGCUCGCAAAAUUUCAAUUGCAUUCAUUCAGCUUAUACAAUGGUGUGUUAGGGUUACACUGAAAAGAAAGUAAUUUUUAUCAUAAGAAUUUUAAUAUUCUUUAACGUAACACAUUCAUGUGAUAUUUGAUUAUUUCUUUUAACAUUAUGGCUUUUACCAUAUUGUAUUUGUAACACUACGGCUUUUUAAACAGAAAUUUACCUAAAUCAAAUCAUUCUCCAUUUUAUCUUUUUUAUUUCAACUUCAGAUGCAACAAACUACUUUAUAAUCACAAAAUAAUAAUCCAUAGUCUUUUUGAUUCAUGAUGCAUAGUCUUCAGCGGGCCACUUAUGAUUGAUUUCAUGACACAAUGCUUCGGGUCAGUUCAAAUUUAGGAAUUUGGUCCAUAUAUAAGGCGCACCAAACUAUAAGGCGCACUGUCGGCUUUUGAGAACAUUUUUGGUUUUUAGGUGCGCUUUAUAGUCCGGGAAAUACGGUAAUUACAAUUAACUAGCUGAGAAUUCAUUGAUCUCGCUUAGUUUGCCUCAUGAAAUAAUAAAAUAUUUCAAUUAUGUUAUAGAAAUGUCAUUUUAAUAUUGAUAUCGCUUCAUUCAAUAACCAUGUCUCAUAUUGCUUUUUUUUAAUAUUGUGCAGCAGCAAUAUCAGUAUUGUUGCAAUGUGUUAUCUUUUAGAUUGAAAUUUAAUUUUAAUUGUCAAUCUACAAGAUGAAGAUUUAUUAAUAGUGACGCGCAUCUUUUUCCACGGUCCUCCGACUGUGUCUCUCCAAGGCGAGAAGAUUCUUAUAAAGAGAAAUGCCGGUCUAUUUGCGAAUCAGAACACAAUGACCAUUCAUACACUGUAUUUAAAAAAAAUAAAUAAAUAAGGGAAGCACGGUGAAAAUAACAAUCACAAUUUGGUUUGGCUCGAGAAAAUUAUUGACAAUGACAGAAGGCUUCCUCGGCUGCUGUCGAAUGACGGACCAAAAAAAUCUAAUAAAAGGCCCACCUCUGAUACAGUAUAUAAAUAAAGUACAUAUGUGUACGUAUGUAUAUACAGCAUACAUAGUAAUUACAUAUAUGUAUUUAUACCAAUAUAUGUAUAUACUGUAUAUGUGUACAUAUGUGUAUAUAAAUUUUGAUUUUUCAGUGUGUCCCUAAUGCUACGUAGCAACUAAAUGUUAAAGUAGGUGCAAAUCAAUGAGCUUGUCGUAAGCACUGAUGCUUUGUGUGUCUAAUCACCAUAAUUGCGCAAAAAAAAGUUAAAAGGUAUCGACAGCGUUCCCUUUGUCAGCCUCGGGUGAUGUGUCCUAUACGUAUUCGUAAGGACGAUCAAAUAUUUCAAUUGUAUUUGGGGGCCCCUCUUGUAUAUAUUGAUGUCCCCUGUUUGUGGCGUUGAUUGUGUGACCCUUACCCCCCCCCCCUGUCUGCUCCCCCCACUUCCCCAGCCUCACCAUCCAGCUCAUAAGCUCACCGAUUUGCCUUACCCGCUCUCAUCAUGUCGCCUCCAAUAGUUGUUAAAGAAAAAACAGAGAGCAAGACGCUCAUGUUCAUGCUAAGGUACUUCGGCUCUCAAGGGGGUUAAAAAAAUGACAUGUAUGUUAACCUUUAUAAAUAACAAUGUUGGUGGAAAUCUUUUUUUUUUUUCCUUUUUCAACCCCUCCUCCCGCAGUGUCAUACGAUAAACGCGCGUGUUUUAACAUGGUGACCUCCACAGCAUUGCAAGUGUCGUGUCUGCUUUGCUAUAUUUAUGAGUACAUUCAAGAAUAGCUUUGGAGUGCUGUGGAUUAGUAGUAUUGUCAUUGUCAGUUCAAAAGCUUCUCGGAGCCCCCCGCACCCCCCCCCCCCCCGAUGAAUUCUUAAUGACGACUGUAUAUUUUCUAUGAUGUUCCCACUCCAAAAGAAUGACAUAUGUCGGGUGUGGGAAGUGUGCCGUUUGUGUUGUCAGUUGAACAAAUCGCAUUCCUCGCUUGUGGAUCGAUGCAUUUCUUUACUUUGACAGUUUCUUUCCUCUUUUCUCUCUUUUUUUUAGCCUAUAAAGUUUGAAUAAAGUUUCUAGUUUGCAGAAUGUAUUACCAAAUAAAUGGGUUGUGAUCUUGUA